Messenger RNA from Ictalurus furcatus (blue catfish), 1499 nucleotides. RefSeq names its product major facilitator superfamily domain containing 2a-like 2 (gene mfsd2al2). Gene Ontology annotation, biological process: carbohydrate transport. The record is from RefSeq and is a predicted model, not a curated record. NCBI's taxonomy places the organism in Eukaryota, Metazoa, Chordata, Actinopteri, Siluriformes, Ictaluridae. Bases 1 to 1458 code for a protein of 485 amino acids. Gene Ontology annotation, cellular component: membrane. Gene Ontology annotation, molecular function: symporter activity. The transcript is spliced from 13 exons.
AUGGCACGCCAUACUGAUACAAACCAUACAGGAAUCCCUCUAGCUACAAAGCUAUGUUAUGCUGUUGGGGGAAUUCCAUAUCAGGCAACUAACAUUGCCCUGGGCUUCUCCUUCCAGUUAUUUCUGCUGGAUGUAGUGCAAAUGGAGGCGUUCUUUGUCUCUCUGAUCUUGUUCAUCACACGGGUGUGGGACGCUGUAACCGACCCCCUCGUUGGGUACCUGGUGAGCAGGAGUGGGUGGACCCCAGUUGGCAAGCUCCUCCCUUGGUCAGUUUUGUCCAUGCCACUGGGCAUUCUGUCUUACGUCUUCCUCUGGUUCAUCCCACAUGCUGCAGACAGCUCCUCAGUUGGUGUACCCUGGUACCUCAUCAUCAGCUGUCUCUUCCAGACACUAAUGAGCUGCUAUCAUGUCCCGUAUAUGUCACUUAAUAUGUUUCUGGGAGGAAAUAAGAGGGACAGAGAUUCAGCCACAGCCUACAGAAUGAGUGCGGAGGUGUUGUCGAUGCUGCUGGCUGCUGUGAUGCAGGGGCAGGUGUUGAGAGUGUACAACACAGAAAGAGAGAACUCCUGCAUGGACACCGAUUAUAAUGACGAGCUGACAUACAGCACCCCGUCUCCCUCCAUUGCUUCUCUACAGAACACACGAGCAGCCUUUCUGUCUUCGGCUCUGAUCCUGGGUGCUCUCUUCUUCCUCUGCUGUAUGGUGCUCUUUCUUGGAGUGAGAGAACAAAGUGGUGAGUACGUUCAGACAGAGAGGCGCUCGUCAUACCUUGCUGAUCUGAAGAAACUGAUUGGCCACGUCUCAUAUCAGCGCCUGGUGCUCGGCUUCCUGUUCUCCUCUCUUGCUUUCCAGAUGGCUUUAGGAAACUUUACUCUGUUCUGCAUCCAUGUGGCAGGAUUGGGAGCUCAGUUCCAAUAUCUCAUUUUGGCUAUACUGGUUUCAGCUACGGUAUCAGUGCCCAUGUGGCAGAUGAUUCUUUUGAGGUUGGGAAAGAAGAGUACUCUCUAUAUCGGCCUACCUCUCUUUAUUCCUGUUAUGAUAGUCCUAGCGUCUGUCUCAGAGAAUUUCCCCGUCUACAUGAUCAUGUGCAUUCUGGUUGGCACCAGCGUAGCUACACUCUUCUUGUUACCAUGGUCCAUGUUGCCAGACGUGGUGGAUGAGUUCAUGGUUGCGAACCCUUGCUGCAGGGCAAUGGAGCCGCUGUUUUUCUCCUGCUACUGCUUCUGCAACAAGCUCGGAGGAGGUCUCUCUGCUGGCAUCUCCACCAUGACACUACACCUGACAGGUUAUAAAACAGGAGCAUGCAGCCACAGCGGAGGAGUUGUCUUGGCAUUACGCCUGCUUUUGGCACCGAUUCCCAUCAUCCUACUGCUGGUGGGUCUGGUCUUCUUCUACCUCUACCCCAUCAAUGAAAUGCAGCGGCAGCAGAUCCAACAAGACCAGGAACAAACCAGGUAAGAUUGGUUAUGGUUCAACAUCACAGUGGGUUCGGAUGUAAA